Molecule: messenger RNA, 2499 nt
Organism: Lachancea meyersii CBS 8951
Lineage: Eukaryota; Fungi; Ascomycota; Saccharomycetes; Saccharomycetales; Saccharomycetaceae
Source: the annotation of a GenBank genome assembly
AUGGACUACGACGUACCACAGACGAGACAGUCGUCGAUCGUCGUUGCCGUGCGUGUGCGGCCGUUUACAGCGCAGGAACAGGCACAUCUGAUCAUCGACCAGAGCGGGGCGUUUGGCAAAUUGCAGCUCGGAGACGCGAGUCUGGUGCUUCCAGGGGCAGAGAACUCGACACCGACAAAAACAGCAGGUUCCACAGGCUCGGCAGGGUCCACUGAGACGUCAGGAACGUCAGGAACGGGCAAUGGCCGUUUCAAGCCACAAGGCUUGCGCCAGAUUGUAGACUGUGUGGACGACAAAAUGCUCAUUUUCGACCCUGCUGAGCAUAACCCACUGCGUAAAAUUAGCGACACCGUGUUGAACGCAAUCGCAGCGCCUGCAGGCAGCAGACGCAGCGGAGAACACAAGUUCGUUUUCGACCGCGUUUUCAGGAUGGACGCAAGCCAGCUCGAAGUGUAUGAGGCAACCACACGUCCGCUACUAGAUGCAGUUCUGGACGGGUUCCACGGGACCGUUUUCGCCUACGGCGCCACAGGCUGUGGCAAGACCUACACCGUGUCUGGACCGGCGCAAAACCCAGGCAUCAUCUUUCUGACCAUGCAAGAACUGUUUGGCAAAAUCGACCAAAUGCGCGAUACCAAGCGAUUCGAACUGACUGCCUCGUAUCUGGAGAUCUACAACGAGAGCAUUCGCGACCUGUUAGAGCCCGAAACCUCCAGCAAGAAGCUCGUGCUGCGUGAGGACUCGCAUCGCCAUAUCAGCGUGGCCAAUCUUUCCCAUCAUCCGCUUAAAACGGUCGAGGAUGUGAUGGACCUGGUUGUCAGAGGAAACAGCAACAGAACAACGUCUGCCACCGACGCCAACGAAACUUCGUCUCGGUCUCACGCGGUUCUCCAGAUCCACAUUACCCAGAGAAACCGCACUGCAGAGCUAAAGGAGGACCAAAAAUUUGCAACACUGUCCCUGAUAGAUCUGGCGGGCAGCGAAAGGGCAUCCGCGACCAAAAAUAGAGGUGAAAGGUUACACGAGGGUGCCAACAUAAACCGGUCUCUUUUGGCGCUUGGAAACUGCAUAAAUGCCCUAUGUGUAAACGGUAAAAGAGGGUCCAGCUGCCACGUCCCCUAUAGAGACUCCAAACUGACAAGACUUCUCAAGUUUUCCCUUGGUGGGAACUGCAAAACAGUCAUGAUAGUGUGCAUCUCUCCCGGGAGCAAUCAUUACGACGAGUCGCUCAACACGCUCAAAUACGCAACUCGCGCAAAGGAAAUCAAGACCAAGCUCAUACGAAACAGACACUCCCUGGAUCGCCAUGUGGGAUCGUACCUCAAAAUGAUUACCGAACAAAGACAAGAGAUCGAGGAAUUGCGGUCAAGGGAACGCAAAAUAAUCGAUUUACAAAUCAGCAAGCAUAAGAUCUCACGCGAAAGGAUACAUAUGGCCGUGUGGGAUAGCAUUCAAGCUCUUCGGGGCAAUUACAGAAACUCUGAAAAAUUUCAACAUCUCAAAAUGAUCAAAUCCCUGAUAUUGUGCAAAAGACGAUUUUUACAAAUGGUUGGAGUUGAGCUCGCCACUUUGUUGAAUUUUGUUGAUGUCGGUAGUCAGUUGCAAAUUGAUUGUUCUGCGCUUUGCGAGCAACUCACCGACAAGGUGAAGGACUUGGAGCAGAGUUUUGACACACCGGACGAGCUGGAUUUGUCUCUAGAGCAUACAAGAGAGGUAGACCUGCUUAAAUUGCAAGAAAUGGAAAAUUGGCAUGAGGAGACCGAUUUAAUUUGGUAUGAUUCGCUUUUGAGCUCCGUAGCAGAGUCUGUUCGUAAUGAAAUCUUGGUCUUUUCAUCAGUGAUCAUGGAAAGGUUCAUGGAAAAUAGCGUGCUGGUUGACAGAGUAAAAUUCGUAUCGCAAACACUGUUGCGAAGUAUCACGGACAACAAUUUGGAUGGCCAUAUUGAUUCUUUAGCAUUAUUGGAAGAAUUGCACCAGCAAAUGCGAAGCCUCAUUCACAUUGAUGAGGAAUUCGAAGCGUUUGCAGCGAGUGUUCACAGCAACGUGACGUCUUCGGCAUCUACCAAUACCGAGGUUGCUUCACAUUGGUCCCGCGACUGGAAUGUACGAAAAUUGUCCACGACGCAAGCUCACCGAAGAUAUACGACAUCCAAGAUUUCCAAGUCCAAUAGCGGUACUCCGUCGCCAGUCCAGAGGUCGCGUCAUUCGCAAGGCGGAAAGACAGCCAAAAAAGUUCGGUGGUCAGAGCUAGUUCCUGGGAACGACUCAAUCUCGAUGAUGCUCGAUGACGAAAAUCCAAAUCAGAAUCAAGAUCAAAAUCAAAAUCAAGCUUCGAGCACAACGGUGUGGCCUACAUUUGAAGAAGACGUGAGCAUGCAGGACUUGCGGGACGCUGGCAUGGCAUCUCAAACCGGUACAGCUGCUGUUUCCGAGGCGCGAGACACCCCGAGCAACCGUAAAAUGUCACUGACCGCCACUGCAUUGAUCAGAGGAAAGUAA